AGUCUUGCAACCGCUGGCAAAUGCUGCACUUCGCCCCAUGGUGCUGGUUCCUGCUGGCCAACUGCCUUCUUGCUGGAGCGGAGCCAGUUCAAUGCCAGGAGUAUCAGGGCCCUCACAACAAGACAUGCGUCCUGCACCUUGCCAAGCUUACAGCCCGCUGGGAUCUGCCAGGAAGGACAACCUGCAUGACCUUGUGGGCAAGCAAAGUCCCGUCAUCCUGGAGUGGGACGGCGAUGUCAUUUUGCCGGCGGGGCAUAGACAGAGCUUCACCGUCAACAGCCUGGUCUUCAACGUCGCUGGCACCAUCACCUUGGAAAAAGGCUCCAGCUUUUUCCACACUGGUGACCUGAGGAUUUCAGCCAACGGCUUCCGCUUCGCAGGGCUCGUGAGCGUCCGCGCCCGGGCGUUGACGCUGAGCCACGAGAACUGCCAGCAGGGCAUGGAGGGAGACGGCUUCCAACUGCAAGCCUUCCAGAAGUUGAUCCUGUCGUGUCCUGGUGGCAGCGUGAACUUCACCGGUGCAGAGUUCUAUACCACGAUGAUCCCCGCAGCCGUGCUGUCCAUACGCGCCAAGAGCGUGUAUUUGGAGGACACCCAGACAAUGCUGAAGUCCUUUGCGGUGCAGCUCUGGGCGGAGGAGGAGUUACAUCUGAGAGCUGAGCCUGGAGAGGACAGCACUUUGAUGGUGCACGGGAAGAAGGUGAUCCUGGGAUGGAAGGGGGGCAGCUGGAUCCUUCAGAAGAUGACAGUUGUUGGUGGAUCGGUGCAAUUUGCUCCAGAUCAUCGGGUGGAGGUAAGAAAGACUCGCACCUGCAGGAACCAGUAUCUAUUGCAGAGAGACCCCUGCGAGGAAUUCCUCAACGAUGACCAAGGACUAGUGCCUGAAGCCUUGGAAAACCAUAGUGUUGAUUUCGCCAUUCUGGCAGAAGGUCCUUUGGACAUCGGGCCUCGUGUACGGCUCGUUGGGGCAGCACCCUUCCUUUGCUCAGGCUCCGCUUUGACCAUCCAAAAGAUGGCGGUGAUCAGCAGCGAUGGGCGAGGCUGCCAUGCAGGCGAAGGACGGAGCCGAGGAGAGACGAGGCAAUUCACCCUGCGGUGUGGCAGUGCGGGCGGGUCCAACAUCGGUCAGGGCGGAAGCGGCGCCGUCCUGACCAAACAGGGUCUCACAGCAUGUGCGAAGCCCGGACGCAUCACGAGGCACUUCGAUUUCUCUGAGACGGCGCUGCCAAUGGCGGGUGCCGCUGGGGGAGGCUGUGCAGUGCCGCAGGCUCAAUGCAAGACCGCCAUGUCAGCGCUCACCACGCCUGUGUCGUCAGGUGGUGGAUUGGUCUGGCUCUCGGCCCAUACCAUCAUCCUAUAUGGUGGUGUUCGUAUCUCAGCUUCAGGGCUCAAUGGUGGUAUCCUGCGCUAUGCUUCGUGGACCCUGGCCUCUGGGGGUGGUGCUGGUGGGCACAUCAUUGCCAUCAGCAACCGCUUCGACUUCCUCUGCGGCAAUGACGCAGUCAGUGGCAAUGACGCAGUCAGUGGAACCCUGGAGUGCGAAGUGCCGCGACUCAUUGCCAGAGGUGGACAUGCUCAGUGCAUUGCGAAGUCGCCAGCUGUGGGAGGUGCGGGUGGUGGUGGAUUCAUCGGCUUGAAACGCAACAAUACCAGCGUUCACGAGAUUGAGUUGGAUGUGGCAGGAGGUCAGCUGACCACCGGCUGCGCGGAUGCCCUGCCGCAGAAAGGGCGCAAUUUGAUCAUUGGGCGCCCCGGCUUGGCGACCUCUUUGGUGCCAUGCCAGGAAGGCCACGCAGGGCCUUUUUGCUUGCCAUGUCCAGUGGGUAGCUGGGGAGACGGAGAAAAUCCUUGCCGACCAUGCGACAACAAGGAAGGUUUCGCUGUGUAUUCAGCAGAUGCAUGGCCCAACAGCUCUUGUCUCUACGAAUGUGAUCUCGGCCUGCCGGAUGUGAAGAUCAACCCCAAGUGCCUCAACAACAUGGACUUUUCCAUGAGUUGUUUCGGUGGACGGGUGGGCUUCGCCACCACCUUGGCGUGUCCGCUGAUCAUCUUCAUCUUGGCGCGCGGCAUCCAUUGGUUGCGCCGCCGUUCCCAGCGCGGCGCCCGCGGCGGCUGUGCUCCCAGAGGGCACGGCCGAGAUCGGUUGGGCCAUUUUCAGGUGGAGCAGCUACCGAAACACAUCUGCAGGAUCCAUUGGCAAGGCCGAAACUCCAAUGACUCCCCAUGGAAGAUCAGCGACGCUGACGCGCUGAUCUCCUGCCACCCGGGGCUACAGCAGGCGGCCAGCACCAAGGCUUGGAAGGAGCUGGUGGAGCAGCUGCGCGAGGUGGUGAAAGUGCCAUGGUGGGAGCCGAACUGUCUCUUUGUGGUGUGGCUGGUGAGCCUGCAAUUGUACCAACUCCUGUCCGUGGCCUUCCGCGUGCGUCGUGCCAAGCAGGUCAGCAAGCUUUGCUGCAACGAGGCACUUUGGGCCAGCUCCAAGGCCCAUGCGUUGCGCUUCGGCUGCGACGACGCGGCCAUCGCGGGGCACCUGGAUAUCUUCGAUCUGACCAGGUCCCUGGUGGAUUGGGCACCUGCGGAUGCUGAGCAGUUGUUUGUGGCGCGGGGCUUGGGAACCUGGGAAGCGCCAUUUGAGCUCAACGUGGCGGAUCCUUUGUUGCUGGGUUUGGCACAAACCCCACAGCCAGUUGCUGCCCAUGCCCAGGCCGCUCAGGCCAUCUAUUCCUUGAUUUGCACCUUCAACCUCUUCAGUCGCCUGGUUCCACACUCUGAACUGAUGUCAGCGGGUGCGUACCCGCCUGCGCUGCAGUUGCUGGAUCGUGAGGUGCGCCGCUGCAGCCUCCGCAUGGGCCAGGCCGCGGCGGUGCAGGUGCUGCGCCUGACAGCGCCCGCGGCGCGGCGCGGGAUCAGCGAGGCCGACGGCACCGCGGGGUCGGUGAGGGCGUCCUUCAAUGAGUUGGUCCGACAGAUUCCAGUGGCGGAAGAAAACUCUGUCGCGACGACGACCACCGAUGUGGACUGGAAGCUCUGCCUGGUCUUCCCACAUGGGGAUUCAGGCGACACUGAGAUGGUGCGAAAUGUCCAGGGCCUGCUUGUGGCCCCAGCGGAGCUAAGCAACCUGCAAGGGGAGCGACAGGCAUCCGGCUACAGUGGCAUGUUGGAUUUGACCAGUGGGAGCACGGGAAGCAGCACGUCGCUGUUGAAGGAGGAGGAAGGCAGUGCAUCUGUGGGAGAGUGGAUACGAAGGAGGGUGGACCAUCUAAAGUUUCAGAUGCUGUCGCCCUGGGUUUGCUCCAUACAGAGCCAAAUCCUGGCAUUUCUGGUCUCGGUCCUGUUCCUGACCUUGAUCUUGCUGGAUGGCAUGGUUUGCGCCCUGGUGGCGUACAGCCUUUGGAGACUCUGCGGCAGGGGGGCCUUUUGUCUCUGGCUGCUUCUGCCGACACCUUUCGCUCCGGCGCUCUCCACUGCUGUGGGUCUUGCAUCCGUGCUAAUGCAUCAGCCCAGCCGCCUGCACUCCCAACUGGCCCUGCGGAGUGCACUGAACACCUGCUUGGCGGGGCUAUCGUAUCUGCUGCAGGCCCAUGCCCGAGCGCAACCAUUGCUCUGCCUCUCCCUUUUUUUGAACCUGGCGACCUCUUAUGCCGCGGCGGUGUACGCCAGCCUUGAGGCUUUUGCGCGAGACGUGGCUAUAGCCGAGGAUAGUGGGAAUGCCUCACUGCGCGGGCAGGUGCAGUGCGAGCCGAUGCAUGAGAGGUCCCGUGGUCAAGAUAGAUCGGAGAUAGCCAUGACGGUGUUCCACGCCAAUGCUGCGCCGAGUCCGACUGCUAGCAAUGGAGUGACAAACCUGCGUGCCAGGUUGUCAACCUAUGAGUCGGAGGCGGAGAGUGUGAAUACUGCCAGUCCAUUCUAACUUCAGUUGGUCUUGAAGGCGAAUCACUGAGAGCAGCUCUCCUCUUCGCAGAAGUUGCGCCGAAGACUCCUCCGCUGGGCGACGCUGUGGGCCACAACACGACGAGUUCCUGGCCAUGCCCGGUCACACGGCCGCCCGCUGAAGCACGACUUGACCACCGCACGACUCAGAGCACGAAGACAAAAA
Cladocopium goreaui is the source of this 4096-nucleotide messenger RNA. The record is from the annotation of a GenBank genome assembly. NCBI's taxonomy places the organism in Eukaryota, Dinophyceae, Suessiales, Symbiodiniaceae.